AAGAAGAAGAAGAAGAAGGGAGAGAGUGAGACCUCCGUGGAUCAGAGAAGAACAGAAGAAGAGGAGGACACCGUUUCCCCUUUCUCUCUUUUUCAGGAGUUGUGAACCAGCAUGCCCAAGGCAGCAGAGAGGACUCCUUCGACCACCUCCUCCCACUCAAUCACCUCCAAUGUCUCCACGUCCUCAGCAGAUCCGGAGAGCGGCUCCCAGUCGGGCUCGUCUUCCGAGCCCCCCAAGAAGUCCAAGAAGAAGACCAAGAAGAAGACCACGGAGGCCAUGACCGUAGUGUACACGUCGGUGCUCAACAGCGUGUUCGGGGCGGAGAGAGAAUUGGCUCAGGCAGAGUUGGAUGAGUUGGCAGAUGCCUUUAAAGAGUUUGACUACGACCAAGAUGGCUACCUCAACUACAAGGACGUGGCGGAGUGCAUGAGGACCAUGGGCUACAUGCCCACCGAGAUGGAGCUGCUGGAGAUCGUCCAGCAGAUCAAGAUGAGGAUGGGGGGGCUGAUGGACUUUGAGGACUUCACCGAGCUGAUGGGUCCCAGGAUGAUGGGGGAGACUGCGGACAUGUUGGGCCUGAAGGAGCUGCAGUCUGCCUUCGUUCAGUUCGACCUGGACGGGGACGGGAAGAUCAACCAGGAGGAGAUGAAGGAGGCAGUGAAGACGCUGUUGGGGGAGAAGCUGAAGAAAGGAGAGCUGGAGGAGAUCCUGAAGGAGCUGGAUAUCAAUGCCGACGGAGACAUCGACUUCGAGGAGUUUGUGAUGAUGCUGUCAAUCCGCUAG
Messenger RNA from Gadus chalcogrammus (walleye pollock), 783 nucleotides. Its product is annotated as calcium-binding protein 2. The record is from RefSeq and is a predicted model, not a curated record. The transcript is spliced from 8 exons. NCBI's taxonomy places the organism in Eukaryota, Metazoa, Chordata, Actinopteri, Gadiformes, Gadidae. The coding region runs from base 112 to 783 and encodes 223 amino acids. Gene Ontology annotation, molecular function: calcium ion binding.